Molecule: messenger RNA, 6204 nt
Organism: Xylona heveae TC161
Lineage: Eukaryota; Fungi; Ascomycota; Xylonomycetes; Xylonales; Xylonaceae
Product: kinase-like protein
Exons: 2
Coding region: 1-6204 (2067 amino acids)
Biological process (GO): phosphorelay signal transduction system; peptidyl-serine phosphorylation
Cellular component (GO): nucleus; cytoplasm
Molecular function (GO): protein serine/threonine kinase activity; ATP binding
Source: RefSeq, a predicted model, not a curated record
AUGGCCGAAUCUGAGCAAAAAGAGUUCCUCCUGCCCCCGGCCGUCGUGGCCUUGAAGGAGGGACGGCCGCGCGAUCCCUCCAAGAACCGAGUCACUGUCGAACGCACGUUGAGUGCAGAUAUUCGUGAGGGACGAGAAGACUUGAAGGAAGCCGCCGAACAAACGCUCGUUGUCAUCCUGGACGUCGACCUAGACGGCGUCAUACGAUGGGUUACUCCCUCGUGGAGAGAUGUCAUUGGCACCGCUCCCGAGUCGGUGCAAGGAAGACCUAUUUCAGACGUUCUGCUUGACAACAAGAAUGCAUUCGCCGAUGCUGCAGAGUUUAUGAAGAAGGACGACUCGCGCAGCCACAUCAUUCGCUUCUCCGUCCGCAUGGGCCCGGAUUCAAGACUGAAGCCUAACCCCAUUGAUGCUGCCGUCCAUGCUGAGGAGGAGGGUUUCCGCCCCGAAGAGGUCAGCGAAACUGAGGGGACCUCGGUCAUCAGCCUCGAGGCCCAGGGCAUUCUUGUCUAUGACCGGACCUCGGGUGAAGUGAGUCAUACGAUGUGGAUGGUUCGGCCUUCAGCUCGACCACGAGAGAUUACUAUCGACCUGCCCCCCAUGUUGGUGGAGGCGCUGGGCAUUGGCGCAGAAGUGCUUGCCCAGUACUUGACCAAGCUGGCAGAGGUGGGCGUCGACGACCCUGAGAAUCUCCCGCCACCGCUGCCUGUUCUGUGUCGCAUUUGCGAGCGUCAAAUCACACCUUGGUGGUUUGAAAAGCACUCGGAGCUGUGUCUUCAGGAGCAUCGAGCCGAGCUCGAGGUCCAAAUGGCCCAAGAGGGCUUGAUUGAGCAUCGCAAUGCCAUUGUCAAGGUGCUCGAUGCGCUCGAGGUGCACAGCAACCGUUCGACACCAGCAGAGAUGCCCCUAACGGCCACGGUUCCCGCCGAAUACCGUGGCUUACCCAUCGGACCUUCUUCCACGCCAUCCUCUUCGGGCCCGUCGUCUGGAGCGGCAUCGCCUGCCGUGUCCGGCCCACGGUCCCGAGAAUCUUCGACCAGCGGCUUGGGUCAUGCUCGGGGAAGGUCGUUUGCCAUCCGACGGCCUCUAACCCGCAUCGUCGAGCUCUUGUUGGAUCUCUGUGACACGUCCAUUGAGAUCAACACACCAGCCAUCAAGGAUUCCAAGGGUUUGGAGAUUGGAGAGAUUCGUGUGCAAUCGCCCCAAUCCGACAGUCGCAUCUCGCAAGUCAUGCAAUGGCAGUCUCCUGGCACCAAUACGCUUGAGCAGGAGCAGGGUCUGGCUGCGUUGUGCGCUGAUACAGAGGUAGUCGCGCGCGCCAAAGUGGACGCGGUCAUGCGCCAUCGCAAGAUUCUCGAGUAUUCAGAACGUAUUCGCGUCGAAUUCACCGUACUCGUGCAAGACUGUAUCGACGCCGCUGUACGUAAGGCGGCUCGGAUUGCGGCUGGUCAGCUGAGUGACUCUACUGACGAUGGCGAGGAUGAGGAAGAGGAAGAGGUGGAGGCAGACGAAGAUGGGCCAAUGCCAGAUGACCGCUACGACGAGUCUGUACGUGGUUCAGAGAUAGGGCUCGACGAGACGCAAGAGCAGGCCUCUGCAUUUACUGAUGAAGAGACUGGGGGUAUCUUUGCUGGAUCCUUUGAUGGACAUUCUUCCCUUGCUCGCGCAUUGCGAAACCUCUCUGACCCCUCACUCGGCUAUGAUCGAAGGAAAUCCUCAGCUGCCAUAUCCACAGGGUCGAAUAGCCCUCGCGAGGCGGCCACACCUCGGUCAUACAAGGGUGCCGUGAAUAUCAAUGCGCCAUCCCAGCUGUCGCAGCAGGCUUCGCUCAACUUUGAAAGCGAUGCCAAUGACAGUGAUGCCAGCAUGCGAUCUUCAGUGAUUCCGGGCAUCCGGAGAACAGAAUCUCCUAUUACGGAUUUCAGUCUCGGUCGAACGUCGGCCUCGCGGGAACGCUCGCGCUCGAACUUGAGUCUCCCCGGCCAAAACUCGCCGCGACGGCAACCAUCUCCUGCCAGGAACGUAGUGCCGUCGUCACCCCUGCGCAUCUCGAAGCCGCGGCUGAGCGCUGCGCAAGAAAUUGCUACAUCGCCUAUUAUUUCACCGCUGCUCUCGACCGGAGAAUUCUCAUCGCCGGCUUUCACGUUACCACCGCAACAUCAUGCUCUCCACCAUCAUCGAAGGCAAUCGUCUGCAGCUUCGUCGGAUAUGAUGCGGCCCCCUCCUUCACCGCGUCUCUCGUCAAUUAGUCAACCUCAGGCUCCAGCGGUACCUCCCUCUAUCAAAGAUUUUGAAAUAAUCAAACCGAUCAGUAAAGGCGCCUUUGGUAGUGUGUACUUGGUGAAGAAGAAGGUCACGGGAGAUUACUACGCCAUGAAGGUCUUGAAGAAGGCUGACAUGGUAGCCAAGAAUCAGGUGACCAAUGUCAAAGCUGAACGAGCCAUUUUGAUGUGGCAGGGUGAGAGUGACUUCGUGGCCAAGCUAUACUGGACUUUUUCAAGCAAGGAUUACUUGUACCUGGUCAUGGAAUACUUGAACGGUGGUGACUGUGCGUCGUUGAUCAAGGUCCUCGGCGGUUUGCCCGAGGACUGGGCGAAAAAGUAUUUGGCCGAGGUGGUGCUUGGAGUUCAACAUUUGCACAAUCGAGGCAUUGUGCACCGCGACCUCAAGCCUGAUAAUCUUCUUAUUGAUCAGAAAGGCCAUUUAAAGCUGACAGAUUUUGGGCUGUCACGAAUGGGUUUGAUUGGUCGUCAGAAGCGUAUCUUGGAUAGCAAAUCUAACGACUCCGGCCCUGAUUUGCUCAAGCAAAGCUCGUUCAUUCGCUCUGCAUCCAUGGCAUCGUCAAGAUCUGCUUCAUUUGACCUGCAGGGGGGGCACUCGCCCGGUUCGACACCGCACCUGACUCCUGACCCAGGUCUCAGUCAACCUUCUUACUUUAGCUUGAGCCGUGAAAGCACAUUGGGUCGGGAAAGCUCAUUUGGCCGCGAGAAUUCACGGCGGACAUCUGGCCAUCGGAGCGAUAGUGGGGGAAGCGAAGCUCUCCACUCCAUGUUUCGCAACUUUUCCCUCAGCGAACCACUCGAUUACCCCCAGUCGAUGCCCCGAUGGCGAACCCCGAUUGAAGAGGAGACGCAGAGUGAGAAUGAGGAAUCUGGUGGCGAUCCCUAUGCCCUUCACCCAACACUUAGCCAUUCCAGCUUGAGCCAUAUGCACACCCCGCCUCAGUCUACCAUGAUUGCUCCACCGCCCAUGGCUCUCUUUGACCCUGGAGACAAGGAUCGAAGGUUUGUUGGUACACCUGACUAUUUGGCACCUGAAACAAUCAGUGGCGUUGGCCAAGAUGAAAUGAGCGAUUGGUGGUCUCUUGGAUGUAUUCUGUUUGAGUUUUUGUUCGGAUACCCUCCUUUUCACGCUGAUACUCCAGACAAGGUGUUUGAUAAUAUCUUGGCAAGAAGGAUUGAUUGGCCGACAGAAGAAGAAGCACCAGUCUCGCCAGAAGCCCGGGAUUUGAUGGAACGGCUAAUGUGUAGUGAUCCAAAGACUCGUCUGGGAUCGAAUCUCGAGGAAAAGUAUGCCAAUGGUGGCGAAGAGGUUCAAAGGCACCCGUGGUUUGAAGGCGUCACUUGGGACACGCUUUUGGAGGACGAGGCUCAAUUUGUACCAGCUCCGGGGCAUCCAGAGGAUACGGAAUAUUUUGACCCUCGUGGUGCGAUCCUGCAAACUUUUGCCGAAGAGUUUGAAGACCAGGCUUCUCCUGCCGCCGCGACACCUGGUGGCGACUACCAGGAGAGACCACACGAUGCAUUAUCAAAGGUGCGCAAUCAAGUGAAUUCUAUCAAACGGGGCAUGAUGCCACUUCACAUCCCGCCGCAUGUACGGGAUGGCCGGAGCCGGCGCCUGAGUGAGCCUGUGGCGACGGAUGAUUUUGGCAAUUUCGCAUUCAAGAAUCUCCCUGUAUUGGAAAAGGCGAAUAGGGAUGUUAUUCAGAAGUUGCGAGCCGACGCCUUGAACAAGGCAACUCAGUUACCCAAUGCAGCGGUGCCGCCACCGCCGCCGCCACCUUCGAGCCAAUCUCAGGGCUCAGUCCAAACUCCAGCUUCUGCUGCCGCUUCGAGCAGCAGCAACGCACCAUCCCUUGACGGAAGCCCAAUGCUUCCAAUGCCACUCAAGCGGACACUGUCGUCCAGUAAAGGUGCCAGGCCUGCCUCGCCUUCCAAUGCGAGCCAGGCAAAUUCUUCACCCAGCCGGGCCUCCCAGCCUUCAUCUCCACUUUUGGUUUCCUUUUCGACGGGACAACAUCAUGAGCGAAGGAAGACGUCUAGUUCUUCUUCUAUUAUGUCGACGAGUCAGCCAAAUGCAGGUCUUCAGCCGAGCUUUUUUGAUUUGCCAAGGCUGUCAACGAGCUUCAAGACCGCUUCGACUGCAUCUUCUCCCAUCAAGACAACCAAGAAUCAGCCUCCACUCCAAGUCGCAUCACCCGAAAAGAGUCUCAUCAUGCCUCAUCCUCAUCCCCAUCGUCAAUCAGGCAGCGUGCCACCUCGUGCAAGGAGCCAGACGGUUGGUUCGCAAGAUAGCGAUCGUGUGACUAGAGAGACUCCUCUUUUCCAUCAUAAGCGUCGCAGUCAAGUAAUUGAGGCAUCGCCGUCAUCAUCUGACAAUGAAGACCCAAGGACAAGGGCGUUUUUGCGAGUGCAGAGGAGGAGACAGAGUUCACGGAAAUUGUCUCACGCCUCACUACUCGUGGACGGCCCGGUCUUCAGGCCGCUGGACGUGCUCAUCUGUGAAGAUCACCCUGUUUCCAGAAUGGUCAUGGAGAGGUUGUUGGAAAAGCUUCGAUGUCGAACAAUAGCAGUUCCAAACGGUUCUGAGGCUAUGCGGUACGCCAUGGGUGAAGUCAAGUUUGAUGUGAUUAUGAUGGAAUCAAAGCUACCCCACAUCAAUGGUGCGGACGUCGCACGGAUGAUCCGUGACACCAAAAAUGUCAAUUCGCAGACUCCAAUUGUGGCAGUCACUGGCUAUCUCAAGGAUCUGCAAGCUCCUCAUUCUUUUGAUGCUUUAAUUGAGAAACCCCCGACCAUUUCCAAGCUGACCGAGGUCAUGUCGCGACUGUGCCAGUGGAAGCCGCCUCAACCAGGGCUCAUGCCACACAUACCUACGCCGUCAUUCCCCCCAUCAAACUUACGCCAAGAAUCGCGACGCGAUGAAGACAGCCCGAGUUCCAACUCGUCGGGAUUUGCUCAACUUCCAGAAGCCAGCUACCACGCGUCAAGUCGGGACGAUUCCAUCAGCUCAAGUUUCUUUGGCGAUAACGAAUCUGCGCUGGCCGAGGACAUUCCAGUGGUUAUUAGCAGACAGCAAGGAGACGACUGGGCGGGCAAAGGGCUUGGAAUAAUUUCUGCAGAGGAAGGAAUUCCACCAGAGCCAAGCAAAUUAUCGCCUAAGCUGACGCCACAUCUGAUUCAUGCCAAUUCCGCGCCGCCAGCAAUGUCAACCAGAUUACUAAAGAGUCCCAAGUCGAUGGAACUUAUCAAGGCCAAGCGCACGUCAUUGGAGCGGUACCGCCACGAGAGUGCCGAGUCUGGCGAUGAUGAAGACGAGGAACUAGGACGGAGUCCGGGCCGUCCACGAAGUCCUGCUCGACUACACCGAAACCCUCUGCUCGUUGCGCCGCCCCGAAGUCCGGUACCGCGCGUCCACCGCGGCUCGAGGCUUGGUAUUGAAAUGAUGCGAACAAGUAGCCAGGAGAGCGAGGAGAAUGCGGUUUCCGAGUCUGAAGACCAAGGCCGUGAUGACGACGUUACCCCUACCUCGCCGCGGCUCUCUUUGGAUCGCGAACCACCCAUCUGUACCGCGAGUGCACCAGUCACUCCGCCAGUCCCGCGCACAACGCUCACACCCCCUGAAGUCUUUUCAAAGACACUUGGUGGCAAACAAGUAAAGGGAGACGAGAUUGCCGUCGACAUUGAUGCUGAUGACCACGACGGAAGCAAUGCUGGUGGUAGUGCUAAAGGUGCCGCCCGUGCCAGUGGCGCAGUAGGACUGGGACGUGAAAAUUCUACUGAUUCUGGCAUUGACGAAAAGGACUAUGCUUUUCAAGAAUUGGAAGAAGAAUCCACACCGACAUUGGCAGCCUUGGCAACACCCCGACCGAGUCAAGGACAGAGCUCAAUGCCCUCUAUGUCGCCCACGCCAAAGGCGAAGUAG